AUGGCUUCAGUUCAGACAGCCUGCCAGAUUAUUUUCCCUAUCGGCAAGAUAAAAGGUGCGUGUUAAUAGUUUACUGACUGUAGCUUCACAGCUCAAGACAGAGGAUUGACCUGUUCCCAAACACACACACAAACAUGCAGGCACGGACACAUGCACAAACACACAGCAGCCAUUUCAUAAAAUCAUCAAAAGGGAAACAUAACUGCCUUUUAGCCAUGGUUUCUGGGCCCUGUCUACAAUAUAGAAGUAAUCUGUUGUGACACUUGUGGUCUUGGUGGGCACAGUGUGGAUCUUUACAGAGCUAGGCUGCUUUCAACUGACCAGACACUGGCCAGCCAGAUCUAGGAUAGUUUUUGGACAGAAAAGCCCUAGCUUGUUCUGACCUGUCUAGGACCCUGGGCCUGACCCUCUCCAUGCAACAAUGUACUCACACAGAUCUCUCUCUCGCCUGUGGAUAUCAUGCUCCAAUCUUUGUUGAAUUACACGGUUUUCUCAAGGAAAUUAAACUGCAUACUUUUUGGACAACAUAAUUGACCGUAACUCACAGAACCUCAGAGUAAGGCUACUGUACAUUAGGUCUCUCCCAUUCCCAGUCAGGCCAUAGAUAGUGCUGACCUCAGCUGCACAUAUUCAAAUACAGCAGCAGGACAUGUGAAGAAACAUCUUGAACCAUACAGCAUGCCUGUUCUUCUCUAGGCUAAGUGAUGCCCAAUAGAUCCCCAUCCUCCGUACAUAAAGAUGUUGCAUGCAACGAUGUCUUAUAAAGAUGACAAAACAAUGUGUUAAUGAUGAGCAGGACAUCACUCAUGUUGCUCCACCCAGAAUUCUGACCACGCUGUGAAAUGCACAUGAGGACAUCGCUCCACUUGUUCAUUAUAUUCAUAGCAGAUGGUGCAUCUAAUGGGUUCCCCAUGCCCUCUGGGGUAGACAAAACAAACACAAACGCACAACUGUGCAGAAAGUUAAAGAACAACUGUGCAGAAAGUUAAAGAAUUUGGGCAUUUCUUCUGUCUUUUAUGUUUUGAAGUCUGUGUUUGAUAUUCCGAGAGCCAAUGGAUAUUUAAGGCAAUAGGACUGUUUCACUCUAUGCAUAUUUCACAUCAGUAGUCCCUGUUGUAGAGCUUCUGUAGUGUGUUCCCACCUUCCUAUGUAAUGCUCCUGAUUUGUCAGUGAAAUACACAUUUUACUCUCUGAAGAUGAAAGAUAUUAGGCUUCUAGUACAUUCCUUCUACAUAUCUCCCAUCCAGACAUGUCAAGCACAACAAUCUUUGCACGCUAGCCUAAUUUUGACACAGUGACUAAUGGGUUGCUAGUCCCUCUUCUGCAUCUCAGCAUAAAGCAUGAGAGAAGGUGUCUACUGUCAGGGACCUUUCCAUAGCUAGGAGAGAGGAAGCACUUAGGCCUAGGGCUCUUGCGGUGACAGUAUUACCGCCACACCGGAGUCAUGACCGCAGUAAAAUUCCACGUGACCGUUGAGUCAUGGUAAUCUCCGGUUAUGCUCUCUGGACAUGCCUUGGUAGUACUGAACUUACUAAAACCAUUAGGUCCUAAUGGCCUGGUACUCUGGGAUCUAUUGUCCCUCUAACCACAUCUAUAUGGAUUAUGCAUAGGCUUGAUAAUGCCCCUGUUCCUGCCCAUUUGAUAAUGCCCCUGUUCCUGCCCAUUUGAUAAUGCCCCUGUUCCUGCCCAUUUGAUAAUGCUCUGUUCCUGCCAAAUAACUCUAAAUCUAGCAUAUAGGACCUGUUUCAAAUGAUCACUUUUAUGCUCAACAUAGCCACUUCAUAUGCGCACUCGCUCCGGAAUGGGAAAGAUAUCCUUUCUAUUUUAUUCAGCUAAGUUAAAUUAUGUUCUUCUUACUAUAAAAUCAUAUAGUAAAAAUCAUAAUGGUGUUGGACUUAUAAGCAGAUCUUGUCAGCUAAACAAACAAGCCUACAGUCUAUGGCAUGGAGCAUUGCCAGAUAACAUACAGACCGGCAGUCUUUUGCAUGACAAUAACCGCCUGACAAAAUGUAAUGACCGCCACAGCCCUACUUAGGCCUACAGUUACAGUACAUGUUCAUCAACCUGGGAGAUCUCUGCUCUGCUGUUAUUCCCAGAGCCCCAGCAGUCCUGGGUUGUUGCUGGGAGGAAGGAUGAUGAAGAUGAAGGAGACUGUGCUGCUAGUGUCUCUGUCUGUGCUGCCUCACAGAAUGACUUGGGCCCCUCUGCUUGUCCUGUUUCUUGCCAGCCUGCCUUCAAAUCUCAUUAAUCUUCUUCAGCUUCCAGAGCCAAUUAGCUAAUGCUAUGGGAAGGAAACAGAUAAAGCAAUGAAGGAGAGGGUCAGGAAAGCUCCACUCCAGGGGACAACACAGUAUGUUAGCUGUCGUGAACUGUGGGCCUAAAUAGAUUAUUCUCCAAAUAUUUUUCAAUCCCCCGACAGACAACUCUGUACAAUCUUUGAAUCUAGCCUAAUGCUUCUCAAACCUUCUCACUGUCAGUGUGUUUCAAUGGCUUUAUAAAUAAAGCUAUGCAGAUAGGCUAGAUUUAGUCUAAAUUGCUCAAUAGUUCUAGGUAGGCUUCUCUAAAGACUCAACUCUGUCCACAUCUGUUGGUAGUUUGAUGCAGAGGGCUGUUUGCAGUCAGUUGGUACUGUCCUCCACAUUUAUUCCAAAUACUGUAGACAAAAGAAAGGCACUCAUUUGUGCAUUCUAUCCUACGUGUCCUUUGUGUGUGUCCUUGAGUGCGUGUGUGUGUGUUGGCUAUAGCUAACAAUGAAAGUGAAGUAAGACAUUAGAGACAGUUAAUUGACAGCUAGGCUCCAAAGCUGACAGCUUGUAGACACUUAGUCUGGAUCUUCAGAUAAUCUAUCCUCACCAUCCCACUCAGGUAAGGACUUUGCUGGGAUCGAUAAAUGACAGGUGACAACCAAAGCUUCCAUUGACUACACAACUUCAAUGCAAUAAGACUUCUUGUGUGUAGGCGGACUGUUUUUAUAAAUUUUUCUCAUCUCAGUUGACAAUAACAAUGUUCCGCCUGUCCAACCAUCAUGGGAGUUUAAGAAGAUGGUGAAUAAACAGAGUAUUUUUUACAGUAAUUGAAUGCCAUUUAUCAAUAUUUGAAUGCCCUGAUGUCAAUAGCUCAUGAGCAACUGUAUCCCCUGACUUCCCUCUCAGCUGCCUACCUACCUACCUAUCGACCUCCUUCGGUAUUCAUAUCCCCGUUGUCAUUUUUGAGCAACUUAUAUUUGCUGUGUUCGUGGUAGCCUCUUGCUUACUUCCCUCAAUUCAACACCUCUGUUUUCUUUCUUCCCCUUCUCAUUGUCACCCCUAGUUCGCUGCCUAAAGCCUACCCUCUUCUCUGAAGUUUCAAUUUGAAGAGGUAACAACACAGUAGCCAAUAUGUUCUUGAAAGGCACCUCUAGCCCUCUGUUUGGCUGGUUUGCUGUAGCAUGCAGCAGAAAUGGGAGAGGACUCUUGAAAGGAGACACCACACAGGUCGAACAUAGAUAAACACUGUACAUUAUACAGUGCAUUCGGAAAGUAUUCAGACUCCUUGACUUUUUCCACAUUUUGUUACGUUACAGCCUUAUUCUAAAAUGGAUGAGGAAACAAACAAUUUAAUCAAUCUACACACAAUACCCCAUAAUGAUGAAGCAAAAACAGGAUUUAAAAUUUUUUUGCACAUUUAUAUAUAAAAAUAAAAAACCUUAUUUACAUAAGUAUUCAGACCCUUUACUCCGUACUUUGUUGAAGCACCUUUGGCAGCGAUUUCAGCCUUGAAUCUUCUUGGGUAUGACGCUACAAGCUUGGCACACCUGUAUUUGGGGAGUUUCUCCCAUUCUUCUCUGCAGAUCCUCUCAAGCUCUGUCAGGUUGGCUGGGGAGCGUCGCUGCACAGCUAUUUUUAGGUCUCUCCAGAGAUGUUCGAUCAGGUUCAAGUCCGGGCUCUGGCUGGGCCACUCAACGACAUUCAGAGACUUGUCCUGAAGCCACUCCUGCAUUGUCUUGGCUGUGUGCUUAGGUUCGUUGUCCUGUUUGAAGGUGAACCUUCGCCCCAGUCUGAGGUCUUGAGCUCUCUGGAGCAUGUUUUCAUCAAGGAUCUCUGUACUUUGCUCCGUUCAUCUUUCCCUCGAUCCUGACUAGUCUCCCAGUCCCUGCCACUGAAAAACAUCCCCACAGCAUGAUGCUGCCACCACCAUGCUUCACCGUAGCGAUGGUGCCAGGUUUCCUCCAGACGUGAAGCUUGGCAUUCAGGCCAAAGAGUUCAAUCUUGUUUUCAUCAGACCAGGGAAUCUUGUUUCUCAUGGUCUGAGAGACCUUUAGGUGCCUUUUGGCAAACUCCAAGCGGGCUUUCAUGUGCCUUUUACUGAGGAAUGGCUUCCGUCUGGCCACUCUACCAUAAAGGCCUGAUUGGUGGAGUGCUGCAGAGAGGGUUGUCCUUCUGGAAGGUUCUCCCAUCUCCACGGAGGAACUCUGGAGCUCUGUCAGAGUGACCAUCGGGUUCUUGGUCACCUCCCUGACCAAGGACCUUCUCCCCCGAUUGCUCAGUUUGGCCGGGCGGCCAGCUCUAGGAAGAGUCUUGGUGGUUCCAAACUUUUUCCAUUUAAGAAUGAUGGAUGCCACUGUGUUCUUGGGGACCUUCAAUGCGCAGACAUUUUUUGGUAUCUUUCCCCAGAUCUGAGCCUCGACACAAUCCUGUCUCUGAGCUCUACGGACAAUUCCUUCGACCUCAUAGCUUGGUUUUUGCUCUGACAUGCACUGUCAAUUGUGGGACCUUAUAUAGACAGGUGUGUGCCUUUCCAAAUCAUGUCCAAUCAAUUGAAUUUGCCACAGGUGGACUCCAAUCAAGUUGUAGAAACAUCUCAAGGAUGAUCAAUGGAAACAGGAUGCACCUGGGGGGGGGGGGGGGGAGAACAAGGUGAAAUCAUGACGGCAGUCAGGUCGGAAAGUCCGAGCUCUAGAAAGAUGCCUGAGUUUCCGACUUGGAAUUCCGAGUUGGAUGACCGUUCAAAACGAUUUUUCCCGGUCGGAUCUCGUUUUCUUUUUAGAGUUCUCAGUUGUCUUGACUGCACUGAAGUAGGAAGUCUGAGAUUUCCAAGUUCCCAGUUGUUUUGAACCCACAUUAGUCUCAGCGGAGGGAGGGAAAGAGCAGCACAGGGUCCGCCUUUCUCGGUCCCUGCUCUCUCCUUCCUUUCCUCCGGUGAGACUGACCAGAGUGAGGGGACACGGUCUUCCACCUGUUGGCGAAACUCGAGUUGCACCGCAUCUGUCUCGUGCACAAAUUAAUGUUGUUCCUAUGACCAGAGAAAGUGAAAUAUUCCUUGAUAUAGACAAUACGAGCAGCUAAUAAUAAUACCAGUACCGAGUCGAUGUGCAGGGGUACGAGGUAAUGGAGGUAGAUACAGGAUGUACAUACAGUGAGGGAAAAAAGUAUUUGAUCCCCUGCUGAUUUUGUACGUUUGCCCACUGACAAAGACAUGAUCAGUCUAUAAUUUUAAUGGUAGGUUUAUUUGAACAACAAAAAAAUCCAGAAAAAUGCGUGUCAAAAAUGUUAUGAAUUGAUAUGCAUUUUAUUGAGGGAAAUAAGUAUUUGACCCCUCUGCAAAACAUGACUUAGUACUUCGUGGCAAAACCCUUGUUGCCAAUCACAGAGGUCAGACGUUUCUUGUAGUUGGCCACCAGGUUUCCACACAUCUCAGGAGGGAUUUUGUCCCACUCCUCUUUGCAGAUCUUCUCCAAGUCAUUAAGGUUUCGAGGCUGACGUUUGGCAACUCGAACCUUCAGCUCCCUACACAGAUUUUCUAUGGGAUUAAGGUCUGGAGACUGGCUAGGCCACUCCAGGACCUUAAUGUGCUUCUUCUUGAGCCACUCCUUUGUUGCAUUGGCCGUGUGUUUUGGGUCAUUGUCAUGCUGGAAUCCCCAUCCACGACCCUUUUUCAAUGCCCUGGCUGAGGGAAGGAGGUUCUCACCCAAGAUUUGAUGGUACAUGGCCCCGUCCAUCGUCCCUUUGAUGCGGUGAAGUUGUCCAGUCCCCUUAGCAGAAAAACACCCCCAAAGCAUAAUGUUUCCACCUCCAUGUUUGACGGUGGGGAUGGUGUUCUUGGGGUCAUAGGCAGCAUUCCUCCUCCUCCAAACACGGCGAGUUGAGUUGAUGCCAAAGACCUCGAUAUUGGUCUCAUCUGACCACCACUUUCACCCAGUUCUCAUCUGAAUCAUUCAGAUGUUCAUUGGCAAACUUAAGACGGCCCUGUAUAUGUGCUUUCUUGAGCAGGGGGAUCUUGCGGGCGCUGCAGGAUUUCAGUACUUCACGGCGUAGUGUGUUACCAAUUGUUUUCUUGGUGACUAUGGUCCCAGCUGCCUUGAGAUCAUUGACAAGAUCCUCCCGUGUAGGUCUGGGCUGAUUCCUCACUGUUCUCAUGAUCAUUGCAACUCCACGAGGUGAGAUCUUGCAUGGAGCCCCAGGCCGAGGGAGAUUGACAGUUAUUUUGUGUUUCUUCCAUUUGUGAAUAAUCGCACCAACUGUUGUCACCUGCUCACCAAGCUGCUUGGCGAUGGUCUUGUAGCCCAUUCCAGCCUUGUGUAGGUCUACAAUCUUGUCCCUGACAUCCUUGGAGAGCUCUUUGGUCUUGGCCAUGGUGGAGAGUUUGGAAUCUGAUUGAUUGAUUGCUUCUGUGGACAGGUGUCUUUUAUACAGGUAACAAGCUGAGAUUAGGAGCACUCCCUUUAAGAGUGUGCUCCUAAUCUCAGCUCAUUACCUGUAUAAAAGACACCUGGGAGCCAGAAAUCUUUCUGAUUGAGAGGGGGUGAAAUACUUAUUUCCCUCAUUAAAAUGCAAAUCAAUUUAUAAAAAAUUUUACAUGCGUUUUUCUGGAUUUUGUUGUUGUUAUUCUGUCUCUCACUGUUCAAAUAAACCUACCAUUAAAAUUAUAGACUGAUCAUGUCUUUGUCAGUGGGCAAACGUACAAAAUCAGCAGGGGAUCAAAUACUUUUUUCCCUCACUGUAGGUAGGGGUAAAGUGACUCAGCCAAGACAAUGCAGGAGUGGUUUCGGGACAAGUGAUUCAUGGUUCCUUCUAUUAAGGCAAGUCGUCCAGGUCCUGAGGCAGCAAAGCAUCCCCAAACCAUCACACCACCACCACCAUGCUUGACCUUUGGUGUGAUGUUCUUACUGUGUAAUGCAGAGUUUGGUUUUCGCCAGGCAGGAACCAUGUCGUCCAAAAAGUUAUACUUUUGAAUCAUCUUUCCAUAGAACGUUCUUCUAAGAGUAUUGAUGAUCAUCCAGGUGCUUUUUGGCAAACUUGAGUCAACUUUCUGGAUGAGAUGGGUCCCAUUAUGCCUGGCGAAAACCAAACACUGCAUUCCACAGUAAGAACAUCAUACCAAAGGUCAAGCAUGGUGGUGGUGGUGUGAUGGUUUGGGGAUGAUUUGCUGCCUCAGGACCUGGACGACUUGCCUUAAUAGAAGGAACCAUGAAUUCUGCUCUGUAUCAGAGAAUUCUACAGGAGAAUGUCAGACCAUCCGUCUGUGAGCUGAAGCUGAAGCUGAAGCGCAGUUGGGUCAUGCAGCAAGACAAUGAUCCAAAACACACAAUCAAGUCUACAUGAAAAUUGCUAAUAAGCAACAAAUUGGAAGUUUUGGAAUGGCCUAGUCAAAGUCCAGACCUAAUCCCAAUUGAGAUGCUGUGGCAGGACUUGAAUCAAGCAGUUCAUGCUUGAAAACCCACACGUCACUGAGUUAAAGCAGUUCUGCAUGGAAGAGUGGGCCAAAAUUCCUCCACAGCGACAUGAGAGACCACUACAGGAAGCAUUUGGUUGGAGUCAUUGCAGCUAAAGGUGGCACAACCAGUUAUUUAGUGUAAGGGGCAAUUACUUUUUCACACAGGGGAAUUGGGUGUUGCAUAACUUUGUUUAUGAAAUAAAUAUGUAAUUGUUGUGUUAUUUGUUCACUUAUGUUCCCUUUAUCUAAUAUUAGGUUUUGGUUGAAGAUCUGAUAACAUUCAGUAUCACAAAUAUGCAAAAGUAGAGAAAAUUAGAAAGGGGGCAAAUACUUUUUCAUAGCACUGUAAGUUACUUUUUAGAUGUGUAUAGAAUGUUGAUUAACCACAUGACAAUGAUUUUGAGAUAUGAAGACGUUAUUAUAAAUUAAAUGAAACUGUUUCGCGAAAAUGUGAUUAUGAAAACCACAACAGGCACACAGAUCGGUAGAAAUGGUAAGAUAAAUUGGCAUUCAACAUGAGAAAGGUAGCCGACUCCUCGUGUAGCCUAUUACCGGCAACUUCAGGAGAGUAAUGGCAGAAUCUGCGAAAGCCAGCCGGAGCAGGAGGAGAAUAGUUGGGUCAGGUAAAGUUGUUUUUCUUCUGGUUAUGUAGAUCUCUGGCGCUCUCUUGAGGCUUAAAGCAUCAGACAAGCUCAAUGCAUAUAGUUGAUUUUAUUCAAACACAGGGUGUGUUUAUAUAUGGAAAAAUACAUGUAAAAAAAUUUCAAGCAAUCGAUUGGUCGAAAGAACAGACGACUUUCGGUCGACCAAUAUUUUUUUUUGUCGGGGACAGCCCUAAUGCAGAUAUUCUGGGUAGCUACUUGGUUAACUAUUUAGCAGUCUUAUUGCUUGGGGUUAGAAGCUGUUCAGGUGCCUGUUGGUGCAUUGGUACUGCUUGCUGUGCGGUAGCAGAGAACAGUCCAUGAGUUGGGUGGCUGGAUUCUCUGACAAUCUUUAGGGCCUUCCCCUGACACCGCCUGGUAUAGAGGUCCUGGAUGGCAGGGAGCUCGGCCCCAGUGAUGUACUGGGCCAUACACACUACCCUCUGUAGCGCCUUGCUGUCUGAUGCCAAGCAGUUGCCGUACCAAGCGGUGAUGCAGUCAGUCAAGAUGCUCUCAGUGGUGCAGCUGUAGAACGUUUUGAGGAUCUGUGGCCCCAUGCUGCAUCUUUUCAGCCUCCUGAGGGGGAAGAAGCAUUGUCGUGCCUUCUUCAUGACUGUGGUGGUGUGUGUGGACCAUGUUAAUUUCUUAGUGAUUUGGACACCGAGGAACUUGAAGCUCUCAACCCGCUCCGCUACUGCCCCAUCGAAGUGGAUGGGGGCGUGCUUGGCCCUUCCUGUAGUUCAUGAUCAGCUCCUUUGUCUUGCUGACGUUGAGGGAGAGGUUGUUGUCCUGGCAACACACUGCCAGGUCACUGACCUCCCUAAAGGCUGUCUCUCUUCUCAUCGGGAAAAAGGCUUGAUGGAAGUAGUGGAGUUUUAUUAAAGGCCUUCGUGCUCCAGAGCUCAGCUGAUGCAGCACACCAUCUCCUAUGUCCCCCUCAGGGCCAGAAGGUUGCAUGGAGGUGGGAGUGGAGAGGUUAUAAUAAUAUAAUAAUAAUAUGCCAUUUAGCAGACGCUUUUAUCCAAAGCGACUUACAGUCACGCGUGCAUACAUUUUUACGUAUGGGUGGUCCCGGGGAUCGAACCCACUACCCUGGCGUUACAAGCGCCAUCAGUCUGCAUCACACCAAAAGUGUGAGCUCUGCAAAUCAUUCAUCAAGGGGGUAAAUGUUCACAUAAAGCAGAUAAUAAUUUCCCCAAUGCAAGGGUUGUCAACUAUAAGCAAAGACCAAUCACAAUCCUAUCUCUAGCAGUCUGUACAUACUUUCUUAUGAUGGAUUUUGAGUCCUAGGGAAGCUAUGUAUUAUGAGAGCUGUGUCCCUUUAACCACUUUAGGUCAAGUUCAGGUUGAUCAAAACAAGAAAAUUAGACAUUUGAGGGAGUGGGGCUCUCGAAAGCUAGAGGAGAACUGACAGUUCUGUGUGCAACUGCAAGGCAUUAGGAAAACAAACCAAGACUCUACAUGACCCUCUUGGAUUUAAAAUAAACUCGAUUGUUGUUCAGCUUUACCUUAACACAAUAGAGAAAAGGAUUGUUGAUAUUGAAGGUCACUGUCAUUAUCAUGAGAUUAAUGGCAUAGUCUUGUGGAAUAGAUGCAUCGGGUCGUGGCCGACUACAUGCAAUUCAUUGAACCUCUGCUUCCAAGCCUAUACAUAAUAGCCAAUACUUUAGAUGUCAUCUGUUAUCACGUUUUUGUCUCCAGCCAUAUAAUUAGAGAUGCCUAGGCUUAGCGUAGCAACAAUUGUCAGGGUGCAUUAUGUUAAUGGCUGUGUUGCUUGUGUGUAGAAUUACAAUGUGACUGCCCCUUCACAACACAUCCACCAGAAAUGAUUUAUUUAACUGUGUUAUCCACUCAGAAGCAUGAUUAUGUUGUGGCAAAUUCUGAAACGAGAGUUUCUGUGCUGUCACGUCUGAUCCUGUCUGAAUGAGUUGAAGCGCUUGCUUGGCCUUGUGGGGUUUUUCCAGUGUCUGACUGUCUGGAUGAUGCUGCUGCGCCACAAUGGCCGCUGCUGUAUGUUGAUGUUGCUCAGUAGACAGCUCUCCUGUCUGUCUGAGCAGCCUUUUACAGCCGCAGCUGCCCUGAUGUCUGUCUACUGAACACUUAACCCGUCUAUUCCCAUCAUUCUGCUGCUUAGAUGCCUCCGGGAGUCGUUAGCAAGCAACCGCUCAGCGCUACGUCACUGUCAGUCUCUAAAGCAGCCAGCGGUGUGGAGAGAGAAUAUGGGGGGGGGGGGGGGGGGGUGUGUGACCCACUGUCAGGAAUCAACAGGGCUGCUGCAACCAGUUCCAGAGGUCACCUCUCUUCACAGUAUGUUGUCUUCUUGAGUCCAGAGCCCUGCCGUCUUCUGUGUAGUUAAUGUGACUCAGUCAGUGGUAGAUUAUGCUGCUGGUGUUGUCAGGGGGGUGGUGGAAAGGGGGGAAAGGAGAGCCAUAAAAGGAUUAUACAGUAGUAGGCUGGCUGUUAGUAGAUCUAUGGCUUCAUGAACCCCACUGAACUCCAGACACCACAUCUGCUUUAGGAACAGCCUGAUGAUGCUCAGACAUUACAUAUGCUGCCUGACUACAUUCUAUCUAACAGAAUAUAGCCCACUGCAGUGUCAAAGGGCUGCCAUGUUGCUCUGCUUAGGAUCUCACCAUGUUAUUUCAUUUUAGAGUGUUUGUGUUGUCUCUGCAUCAUGGGUGUAGCCUAGUGUUUAUGACAUUGUGUUUUGUAUGAUUUAUUGUUAAGGACAUUGUAGACGUUGUACAAUACCAUGAGGAAAGGGAGCAGGACCAGCAGGGAGAACAGAACUGAGGGAAGGAUGGGGAGGGAAGUCCUGACCUGUAGGGUACUCAGCCUACAUUCUCUGGGGGAGCCUGAAAGCUCCUAUUUAAAUCCCUUAUCCUUAUUCUUAUCCCUCCCCCUCCCCCUUUAAUUGUUUACCUGUAAGUUUAAGAAAUAUUGCCUUGUGCUUUGUAAUUCCGUUACCAAAAACCCACAUCUUUAAGAUAUUUUCAAAUUUCUCUCCCUCAUUAGGAAGGAGUAUACUGAAAGUUCACAGAAGUAUCAAGCAAUGGUAAAUCUACCAAUUUAGUUAUAGUGAUUUAACUGAUAUCAGUUUUGUUUAUGAAUCAUUAAGUGAUUAAAACUUGGUAACGGAAUUACCCAGAAAUCAGUAACGGAAUUAUUGCAACUGAAUUGGCUAUAAUGGGAAAUCAUAAUAGUCCCAAACCACAGUUGGGUCACCUGCUACUAUCCUCCCUUCCAUUGGCAUACUGUUAUAUUCUGCUCAUAACUGUUUUCUUUGUCUUUCUGGUGUCUAGUGAUCAAACCAAGAGUGCUAAAACAGUCGGAGUCUGGACAGUCUCUCACUCACUCAUUCACUCACUCUCCAGUUAAUGUCACCUCUCCCAGUUCUUACUGACACCUCUCCCAGUUCUCACUGACACCUACCCAUGAGCCCCCUCUCUUUCCAUUUACUGUAACUAGCAUUCUCGCCCACUGAGAACUGACUGACACCGGAUGUCCAUGGACGUUGAAAAGUUUACAUUUGGUCUGUCCACCCUUGCCUUGAUGUUAACGUCCACAUAUUGACCAGACUGGACCAAAUAUGAACCUAUCAUAUACAGUGCAUUCAAAAAGUAUUCAGACCCCUUCACUUUUUCCACAUUUUGUUACUUUACAGACUUAUUCUAAAAUUUAUAUUUUCCUCAUCUAGCUACACACAAUACCCCAUAAUGACAAAGCGAAAACAGGUUUUUAGAAAUGUUUGCAAAUGUAUAUAAAUAUAAAAAACAGAAAUACCUUAUUUACAUAAGUAUUCAGACCCUUUGCUAUGAUACUCGAAAUUGAGUUCAGGUGCAUCCUGUUUCAAUUGAUCAUCCUUGAGAUGUUUCUAUAACUUGAUUGGAGUCCACCUGUGGUAAAUUCAAUUGAUUGGACAUGAUUUGGAAAGGCACACACCUGUCUAUAUAAAGAAAACAAGCCAAGGAAUUGUCAGAGACAGGAUUGUGUUGAGGCACAGAUCUAGGGAAGGGUACCAAAAAAUGUCUGCAGCAUUGAAGGUCCCCAAGAACAUAGUGACCUCUAUCAUUCAUAAAUGGAAGAAGUUUGGAACCACCAAGACUCUUCUUUGAGCUAGCCGCCCAGCCAAACUGAGCAAUCGGGGGAGAAGGGCCUUGGUCAGGGAGGUGACCAAGAACCCGAUGGUCACUCUGACAGAGCUCCAGAGUUCCUCUGUGGAGAUGGGAGAACCUUCCAGAAGGACAACUAUCUCUGCAGCACUCCACCAAUCAGGCCUUUAUGGUAGAGUGGCUAGAUGGAAGCCACUCCUCAGUAAAAGGCACAUUACAGCCUGCUUGGAGUUUGCCAAAAGGAACCUAAAGGACUCUCAGACCAUGAGAAACAAGAUUCCCUAGUCUGAUGAAACCAAGAUUGAACUCUUUGGUGAAGCAUGGUGGUGGCAGCAUCAUGCUGUGGGAUGUUUUUCAGCGGCAGGGACUGGGAGACUAGUCAGGAUAGAGGGAAAGAUGAACGGAGCAAAGUACAGAGAGAUCCUUGAAGGAAACCUGCUCCAGAGCGCUCAGGACCUCAGACUGGGAUGAAGGUUCACCUUCCAACAGAACAACGACCCUAAGCACACAGCCAAGACAAUGCUGGAGUGGCUUCGGGACAAGUCUCUGAAUGUUCUUGAGUGGCCCAGCCAGAGCCCGGACUUGAACCCGAUCAAACAUCUCUGGAGAAACCUGAAAAUAGCUGUGCCGCAACGCUCCCCAUCCAACCUGACAGAGCUUGAGAGGAUCUGCAGAGAAGAAUGGGAGAAACUCCCCAAAUACAGGUGUGCCAAGCUUGUAGCGUCAUAUCCAAAAAGACUUGAGGCUGUAAUCGCUGCCAAAGGUGUUUCAACAAAGUACUGAGUAAAGGGUCUGAAUACUUAUGUGAUAUUUAUUUAUUUAUUUUAUAAAUUAACAAACAAAUCAAAAAACCUGUGUUUGCUUUGUUAUUAUGGGGUUUUGUGUGUAGAUUGAUGAGGAAAAAAUACUAUUUAAUCAAUUUUAGAAUAAGGCUGUAAUGUAACAAAAUGUGGAAAAGUGAAGGGAUCUGAAUACUUUCCGAAUGCACUGUACGUAUGUUUCACAAGUUUGGAUAGUACAGUACAGUGAGUAGAGCACAGUACAGUACAAUACAGUGCAGUAAUGAGCAGGGGUUGGAACCAAAGUUAUUUUCCAGUUGUUUCGUUCUGAACACAACAACUAUUUUUUUUCGUUCCGUUCCACUGUUCCGACCAGCAAAAUAAUGUUCUGAACCGGUUCGAACCAAAAAAAAAGAUCUGUUUAUAUCGUUCCUUUCUGUAAUUUUUUUAGCCUGUGAAAUCUAUGCGCCUAUGGUGCAAGAUGUGACAUUUUACGGGUGGGGAGAGAGCGAGAGGAUGCAUUAUCUGAAUUAGGUCCACAGAAUUAUACCUAGGAGAUGUUGCUUCUGUGAAGGAACUUUGAAUGUUCUUUGAGCUAGCUAGCUAACAAGCUUGAGCUAGCGAGUUAACAAGCUUGAGCUAGCAAGCUAACAAGCUUGUGUGUGCAGAGUGGCACCAGAAUUAAAAACACAUCUUACCUUUUUGUAGUUAAUAAAUCUGUGAAACAUGAUAUCAAGGCCGAUAGUAUCCAUAACUAGCAUUGAAAAAAUUAAUCCAUUCUUCUCUAGCUAAUUAAAAAUCUCCCUAUCUUCUCACUCUUUUAACGUCAGUGCAGUACCCUAUGCUUCGCUUCAGAGGGGGAAGGGGCAGGUAGCAUAAACACACACACACACACACACUGGUAAAGAUUUUCAGCUUCCUGGCAGACGCUGGAAUAGGUUUCUGAAUGAAAGAGUGAGGGCUUUGCAUAGGCGCUUUGUUGCAUGUUUUUGUGAGACUAGAAAAAAAUGCCUGGAAGACAAAAAAAACGUUAUUAACUGGUUUCCAUUAUUUUAAAAUAACAAUUCUGUUCCUUAACCAAAGUUUGCAUCUGUACAGUUCUUCCACUAAAUUCGUUUUUGUAAAUUUUUCUGUGGAAAUUGUUAAAAGUUGUCAUUGUGCAUAAUUGUAUGUAUCGUUUUUGUUUGGCAUACAUUUUCAAGUGAAAAAACGGAGUCAAAGCGUAAUUCAAUUAACGUGGAAUUGUCCUUGCCCUUUCGUAAGUACUGCACUGUAUAAUUGGGAUGCCUUUGCAAUGCUCUCAUGCUGUGGUAGCCUACAUGCCGUACUGGACAUGCCUUACUGUAGGUGGAAAGUCACACAGAAAAGGACAGGGUACAGUAGUGUGUGUGUACCUCAGUGACAAAAUCGGCCAUCUUGUCAGAGGAGAUUUACGAAUACAAACGAGAGAUGUGAAUGAAUACAGAGCCCUUCCCCCGCACCUCACUGUCUGAGGAUUAAGAGCUGGCAGGAUGAGUUUUGGGGUUUGAACAAUCCGCCUUUGUCCCGCUCAGGGCACAAGUGCCCUCUGUUAGUGCUGCAUCACUGAUCUGCGGCGCCAUCUCCCAACUGAUUCCCAUACUCUCCCCACGAUCCCACACAUAUCCUCUAUCAGGCCUGGAGUACAUACAGUGAGGGAAAAAAGUAUUUGAUCCCCUGCUGAUUUUGUACGUUUGCCCACUGACAAAGAAAUGAUCAGUCUAUAAUUUUAAUGGUAGGUUUAUUUGAACAGUGAGAGACAGAAUGACAACAAAAAAAUCCAGAAAAACGCAUGUCAAAAAUGUUAUAAAUUGAUUUGCAUUUUAAUGAGGGAAAUAAGUAUUUGACCCCUCUCAAUCAGAAAGAUUUCUGGCUCCCAGGUGUCUUUUAUACAGGUAAUGCGCUGAGAUUAGGAGCACACUCUUAAAGGGAGUGCUCUUAAUCUCAGUUUGUUACCAGUAUAAAAGACACUUGUCCACAGAAGCAAUCAAUCAAUCAGAUUCCAAACUCUCCACCAUGGCCAAGACCAAAGAGCUCUCCAAGGAUGUCAGGGACAAGAUUGUAGACCUACACAAGGCUGGAAUGGGCUACAAGACCAUCGCCAAGCAGCUUGGUGAGAAGGUGACAACAGUUGGUGCGAUUAUUCACAAAUGGAAGAAACACAAAAGAACAGUCAAUCUCCCUCGGCCUGGGGCUCCAUGCAAGAUCUCACCUCGUGGAGUUGCAAUGAUCAUGAGAACGGUGAGGAAUCAGCCCAGAACUACACGGGAGGAUCUUGUCAAUGAUCUCAAGGCAGCUGGGAUCAUAGUCACCAAGAAAACAAUUGGUAACACACUACGCCGUGAAGGACUGAAAUCCUGCAGCGCCCGCAAGGUCCCCCUGCUCAAGAAAGCACAUAUACAGGCCCGUCUGAAGUUUGCCAAUGAACAUCUGAAUGAUUCAGAGGAGAACUGGGUGAAAGUGUUGUGGUCAGAUGAGACCAAAAUCUAGGUCUUUGGCAUCAACUCAACUCGCCGUGUUUGGAGGAGGAGGAAUGCUGCCUAUGACCCCAAGAACACCAUCCCCACCGUCAAACAUGGAGGUGGAAACAUUAUGCUUUGGGGGUGUUUUUCUGCUAAGGGGACUGGACAACUUCACCGCAUCAAAGGGACGAUGGACGGGGCCAUGUACCGUCAAAUCUUGGGUGAGAACCUCCUUCACUCAGCCAGGGCAUUGAAAAAGGGUCGUGGAUGGGUAUUCCAGCAUGACAAUGACCCAAAACACACGACCAAGGCAACAAAGGAGUGGCUCAAGAAGAAGCACAUUAAGGUCCUGGAGUGGCCUAGCCAGUCUCCAGACCUUAAUCCCAUAGAAAAUCUGUGUAGGGAGCUGAUGGUUCGAGUUGCCAAACGUCAGCCUCGAAACCUUAAUGACUUGGAGAAGAUCUGCAAAGAGGAGUGGGACAAAAUCCCUCCUGAGAUGUGAGCAAACCUGGUGGCCAACUACAAGAAACGUCUGACCUCUGUGAUUGCCAACAAGGGUUUUGCCACCAAGUACUAAGUCAUGUUUUGCAGAGGGGUCAAAUACUUAUUUCCCUCAAUAAAAUGCAAAUCAAUUCAUAACAUUUUUGACAUGCGUUUUUCUGUCUCUCACUGUUCAAAUAAACCUACCAUUAAAAUUAUAGACUGAUCAUUUCUUUGUCAGUGGGCAAUGUACAAAAUCAGCCGGGGAAUCAUAUACUUUUCCCCCCUCACUGUACACAAAUGUAACAAAAUCCUGUUAUUGCCAAUUUAACAGUUGAUUGGAACUGUUCAACAGUUGAUCGUAGAACUUGUUUUUAAGAAUUUCAGCUCUGACGCAGCAGUUUCAUAUUUGCCCCAGUUCACUGUUGAUAGAAAUAUAAAUUACAUGUUAUGUUUGCCUGUGAUGCUGUCUUCUGCCUAUUUCAUCUAUCCGCUUUUCUAUACUUCUAAGUUUGCCUAAUAUAGUUGUCUCUGAGGUCUGUGAUUUUAAAUCCAAUGUCCAUCCUCUCUUUUUCUGCUUCUAGGUGAUGCCAUGUCUGACCUUUUCCGGAAGCCCAUGAGUGAUGAUGGUAAACUUUACACCUCACUCCUGUCCAAUCAGAGCUACCCCUCAGUCCAGGAUGCCUCUUACCAGUCUGAUGAUCUGAAGCGUUCCUCUGACCUCUCCUCCCAGGACACCUUCGACUCCUACGGCAUCUUUGGUUCCCCCCACACCAAGAUGACCACUGACCUGGUUGAUGAGAUGCCCAAGUCCCUGCUGGGUAGCUCUGAGUUGAAGACUGAGGCCUACAACUACAUGGAUAUCAGCCAUGGUGAUGACGUCCACAACGUGCGCUGUCCACAACCAGCGCCCCUGCAUAGUCUGGUGGACACUGGGCUGUCUGGCCUGGACUCCCUGGGAGACUACAUGGAUAAGAGCCCUGCAGGACACGAGGAGGAGGAGGAGGAAGAGGAGGAGAACCUGGGUCCGGCACUGGACUCCCACUCCUUCCCUUACGUAGAGGAGCCUUCUGAGGAUGAGGAGCUGUCUGACUACCACUCCUACCGCAACCUGGGCACCCCUCAGACCGCUAGCCCUGUGAAGAUCAUCCUGACCGAGUCCCACCCACCUGCUGCCGCCAAACCCAUCCUCCCGCAGGCCAACGUGUCUGACAACAUCCUCAGCCUGGGCUUGCAGGGCGUCCCCACGGUUACGCUCUCUGAGCCAGAGGACGACAGCCCCAACUCAUCCCCCAAUGCAUCCCCAACAGGUAGCUAUCGCCCACGCCCUCCCACUGUGUCCUUGUGAGUUAGAGUUCACCAUAACAAUGGUCUAUGGUCUUGGACUAUGGUUUAAUUAUAAUUUAUGUACAGUAUUUCAAGUUUGGUCAAAAACAUCUAGAUUGAAGGAUUUUUGUAUUUUGGUCGGAUCCCCAUUAGCUCGUGCUGAAGCACCAGCUACUUUUCCUGGGGUCCACACAAAAUAUAAAACAUUACAUAAUACAGAACAUCAAUAGACAAGAACAACUGAAGGACUGAACUACACACAUUUAAAAUAAGAACAAUAGAACCAAAAAAAGUCCUAUUGACAGUUGCACACAUUGCUAACAGCCACCAACACAUCAGUACAUAUACAGUUGAAGUCGGAAGUUUACAUACACUUAGGUUGGAGUCAUUAAAACUUGUUGUUCAACCACUCCACAAGUUUCUUGUUAACAAACUAUAGUUUUGACAAGUCAGUUAGGACAUCUACUUUGUGCAUGACACAAGUAAUUUUUCCAACAAUUGUUUACAGACAGAUUAUUUCACUUAUAAUUCACUGAAUCACAAUUCCAGUGGGUCAGAAGUUUACAUACACUAAGUUGACUGUGCCUUUAAACAGCAUGGAAAAUUCCAGAAAAUCAGUCAAUAGGAGGUGUACCUGUGGAUGUAUUUCAAGGCCUACCUUCAAACUCAGUGCCUCUUUGCUUGACAUCAUGGGAAAAUCUAAAGAAAUCAGCCUCAGAAAAACAAUUGUAGACCUCCACAAGUCUGGUUCAUCCUUGGGAGCAAUUUCCAAACACCUGAAGGUACCACGUUCAUCUGUACAAACAAUAGUACGCAAGUAUAAACACCAUGGGACCACGCAGCCGUCAUACCGCUCAGGAAGGAGACGUGUUCUGUCUCCUAGAUAUGAGCGUACUUUGAUGCGAAAAGUGCAAAUCAAUCCCAGAACAACAGCAAACGACCUUGUGAAGAUGCUGGAGGAAACAGGUACAAAAGUAUCUAUAUCCAAAGUAAAACUAGUCCUAUGUCGACAUAACCUGAAAGGCCGCUCAGCAAGGAAGAAGCCACUGCUCCAAAACCGCCAUAAAAAAGCCAGACUACGGUUUGCAACUGCACAUGGGGACAAAGAUCGUACUUUUUGGAGAAAUGUCCUCUGGUCUGAUGAAACAAAAAUAUAACUGUUUGGCCAUAAUGACCAUCGUUUUGUUUGGAGGAAAAAGGGGAAGGCUUGCAAGCCAAAGAACACCAUCCCAACCGUAAAGCGCGGGGGUGGCAGCAUCAUGCUGUGGGGGUGCUUUGCUGCACCCCCACAGCAUGUGCACUUCACAAAAUAGAUGGCAUCAUGAGGAAGGAAAAUAAUGUGGAUAUUUUGAAGCAACAUCUCAAGACAUCAGUCAGGAAGUUAAAGCUUGAAGCAUAUACCUACAUAGGUGAUUGAAAGAUGAACAAGGGCCAUACUCCAGUCCAUUUGGUGAUGGCAAUGCACCUAGGUUAGUUUCCAACUGCCAUAUAAAAUCCAUAGAAGAAGAAGAAUGAACAAGGAGAAAAACAAAUCAGUGGAUUAAUUGUAGAGUAGAGAACACACGUUUUUGUAUGACUCAACAUAAGAAAUUCUACAAAGGACCAUAUGCAUUUCAGGUAAAAUAACAACCCAAUGUUUAUUUUCCUGGACAAAUUAGUUAGCAACAGCAAGCUAGCUAAAUGUCCAUGAAUGUUUCAUGUGUGUUUCGACCUGUCCGCAAAUUAAUUUAGUUGGUUCACAGUUGGUUUUGGUAUUUUAACCUGCGUGUCAUGAACGCGUCUGGUGGGGAUAGACAAAACAACACGCAGACGAUGGCACACGCAGACGCAUAUGCAGAGCCGGUUUGGCAGCAUGUAAGAGUUAUUUAGGUCAGAUAGGGGAGAGGCGUUGUGUUUUAUUUCUUUUUCUAAGCUAAUUUUGCUGUUCACUUGUGUAAUUAGAGAUGGAAGGGAGUUCCAUGCGAUCAUGGCUCUAUUAAUACUGUGCGUUGUCUUGAAUUUGUUCUGGAUUUGGGGACUGUGAAAAGACGCCUGGUGACAUGUCUGGUGGGGUAAGUAUGUCUGUCAGAGUUUUCAACACUAAUAUUUCUCACAAAAACAAGAAUUGAUGCAGUCAAUCUCUCCUCUACUUUGAGCCAAGAGAGACUGACAUGCAUACUGUUAACAUUAGCCCUCUGUUUACAUUGAAGGGCAAGACGUGCUGCUGUGUUCUGGGCCCGCUGCAGCUUUUCUAGGUCCUUCUUUGCAGCCCUUGACCAUAUCACCUGGCAAUAGUCAAGAUUAUAUCAAACUAAAGCCUGCAUGACUUGUUUGGUCAAUGGUGGUGUUAAAAAUGCUGAGAAUCUCUUUCAAACAGACAGCCCUCUCCCCAUCUUUACAACAAUUGAAUCAAUAUGCCUUGACAAUUUACAGUCUAAGGUGACACCAAGAAGUUUAGUCUCCUCAACUUGCUCAAGAGCCACAUCAUUCAUUACCAGAUUCAGCUGAGGUCUAGAAUUUAGGGAAUGGUUUGUACCAAAUACAAUGCUUUUAGUUUUAGAUAUGUUCAGUUUAUUACUAUCCACCCAUUCCAAAACUGACUGGCACUCUUUGUUUAGGGUUGCAGGGAUUUGACUAGCUGUGGUUGCUGAUGUGUAUAAGGUUGAAGCAUCAGCGUACAUAAACACACAGGCUUUGUUUAAUGCUAGUGGUAGAUCAUUAGUAAAAAUAGAGAACAUUAAAGUGCCAAGAGAGCUGCCUUGCGGAAUACCACACUUUCAUGUUUUACAUUAGAGAAGCUUCCGUUAAAGAAAACCCUCUGUGUUCUAUUGGAUAGAUAGCUCUCAACCCAUGAUAUGGCAGAGGGUAGGGAUGGGCAUUUGAAAUCAUUUCACUAUUAUUCACUCUUUGAAUAAUAUAUAUCCGGAUAGUCAAAAUACAUGUUUGUUUUUGAAACGUAUGUUUUUAACCUGAGCCCUUGCACGAGGCUGAGAUGCAGACGGUUCUGCUCUACUGCUGAUACAGCAGCGGGCAGAGGAGGGGCUGGUGUGUGUGUGUGUGUUUUAUGAGAAGAGAGAGAGACUAGAAAGUAGCCACGCUGGCUUGCGCCACUUAGACAAACUGGCUAUCUAUCAUCCCAUGUCAGUGCCUGUCUUGACAGCAUAAAAUCAAUAUAGAGAAGAUGGCUAAACUAGCCAGCUAGCUAACUAGCUAAUUGAGGCUACAAUCCUUGUAAACAAAUAACACCAUGAUUCAGAUUAAACAACAGCCUACCUGUUGGUUGUUCCUUGUAGCUUCUGCUAAAUGACAAAAAUGUAAAUGUAGCUAGUGCUGAGCGAUUUAGUGCUUUUUGAGGUUUGGUUUUUGAUUUCGGUUUCUAUUAUUUUUUUUUACAUUAAAUGCAUUAUGAAAGAAUGACAUUACAAGCUUUUUAAUGUUAAUUCCAAAGCCAAAAACAGUGAACAUUAAAUUGCCAACAACUAAAUAUUUAAUUGUCUCUGUCAGGUCCACAUUGGGUAGACAUCAAUAGAAAAAUAGGACAUUACUAUGAAAUAAUAAAAUAUUUCAGUUGUGUAUAUAACUUUAUUAUUUUGUAUUCCUUAAAGUCAUCAUCUCAUCUCUGCAGUAGCAGUCAGUCAGCCAGCCAGACCAUCUAACGUUAUCUAUGUGCUCCCCAUUCUGUACUGUCUUUAGUCAUCCUGUUUAGUCUGCCUAAGUAUGAAUGAGUAGUUUAAUAACCGGAAAAAAUACUAAAUGUUGGUUAAUCGCGCAGCACUAGUUGUAGCCCAGUCGUUCUCAUUUAGUUAACUUUUAGUCCGUAAUUUUUAUUCAAUUUUGCAUUGAUUAGAUAUCUCUCACUUCACUUGCUACACAUGGAACCUCUGACUGUAGAGCAGCUUUGAUUAGAUGACAAAAAUCCACAAGCUACACGCAUAGAUGGCUACUGGUAUAUCUUUCUUUAUGCCGCACGUCAUAAAAACUACAUUUUAAGUUUGUUUUAUUCAAUUAAAAUAAUGUACGUCAUUCUUGUAUGUAACAAUGUCACAUGGAUAGUUACAUUUACUUCAGACAAAGCAUUUUCAUCGUUAAUUAAAUUAGGCCUAUAAUUAUUUUUCUCAGAAAUGAUUACUCACACAAGUAUUUCAUAAUACUAACGUCUGUUCGGAUAUUUAAAUAAUCAUGCCCAUCCCUAGGCAGAGGAUGUAAAGCCAUAACACAUAAGUUCUGCCAUUAACAGAUUAUGGUCAAUAAUAUUGAAGGCUGCACUGAAGUCUAACACUACAGCUCCCACAAUCUUAUUAUUAUCAAUUUAUUUCAGCCAAUCAUCAGUCAGUGCAGUGCAGUACAGUGCAGUCACUGCAGUACAUGUUGAGUGCCCUUCUCUAUAAGCAUGAUGAAAGUAUGUUGGUAAUUAUUUCUCAGAGAAAUAGCAUUGUAUCUGGUCAAACGCAAUUAUUUCCAAACGUUUGCUAAAAACCGUCUGCAAGCUGAUUGGUCGGCUGUUAGAACCAGCAAAUGGCUCUUUACCGUUCUUGGGUAGCUUCACUGCAGGUCUGAGGACAAACAGUUUUUCUCCAGUUAUGUUAAAGAUAUGACAAACAGGAGUGGCAAUAUAGUCCACUAAAUUGUCAAAACCAAGUGGUUUCUCAUUAUUGAUGGACAACAAUCAUUUUUCUACCUCUCCCACACUAACUUUACAGAAUUCUAAAUUGCAAUGCUUUUCUUUCAUUAUUAGAUAUUUUAUGCAUGAAUAUAUGAUGGCUCACAGUUUGUUGUUGGUAUUUCAUGCCUGAGUUUGCCCACUUUGCCAGUGAAAUAGGCAUUCAAUUAAUUGGCAUUAUCAAAAGGUUUUGUGCUGAAUGAGCCUUCUGAUUCUGAUAACUUAAUUUAAAGUACUCCAAAGCUUUUUUCCAUCAUACUGUAUAUGAAUUAUCUUAGUUUCAUAAUACAGUUUAUUCUUCUUUUUGUUCAGUUUAGUAACAAUUUCUCAAUUUACAGCAAGUUUGCCAAUCAGAUGUGCAGCCAGACUUAUUAGCCACUCCUUCUGCUUCAUCUCUCUCAACCAUACAGUUUUUCAAUUUCUCAUCAAUCCACAGAGCCUUAACAGUUAUAACAGUUCAUUUCUUAAUAGGUGAAUGCUUAUCAAUAACUGCAGUAUUAGUAAAAAUUUGACCAAUAAACGUGGUGAUAUAGUUCCUGUAGUGUUUGUAAACACCCUGGUAGGUUGAUUAAUAACCUGAACCAGAUUACAGGCACUGGUUACAGUGAGAAGCUUCCUCUUCUUACGAACUUCUUAACUAUCUUUUUAAAAUUAUUGUCGCUAGGCAACCGAGCUCGCUAUUUAGAUAGCUAGCAAGGGCAAUCAUGUUAGCAUCUUACUGAGAUUACUGGUCUACAUUUUUUGGGAUUUAAAACAAUCAAUACUGAACUUUCAGAUUACAUUUGUGAGUCAAUUAAACAUGUUCAAUUGCAUUCAUUAGCUUAUUUUCUCACUUCCAUGAGUUUAAGACAAGGGUUUAGCUAUCUUUGAAUUAAGAACAUUUCGGAGCAAAAAUCCAAUAACUUUCUUUUCAAGAAUCUAAUUUAUUUUAAACUAUUUUCUUAGAAAGAAACAUGGGAAGAAACUUACGAACAUUUACAAUAACUGUAUUGAGCAAUAGCAUUUUUUUGUAAGUUUCUUCUUAAGUAUAAAGUUAAGGAAAAAAUUGCACUUAAGAAAACAUUUCUUCUUAAGAAGGUUUUGUGAAUCUAGGCCCCGUCCCUCUCGGGUUUGAUCAUCCAAUAUUUUGUUUGUUGUAUCCACCAAUAUUUGAACAAAGCUCUUGAAGCUAUUCUCAUGCUGUUGAAACAGCUCCUUUAAAAGAGUUUAAAAGAUCUUUCACCUGCGUUAGAGAAACACUGGCCUCUGCAGCUAUAGGUGGCAUGGUAGCAGCAUCAGCUAACGUUGGUAGCUAUACCACGCAAUUCCAGCUAGGUCAGGUCGCAGGGAAAUAGCAGCAGGGAAUACAGCCACAAGACCGGGAGACUUCUGCGGUCCCAGUCACAAGGGCUAACCGCAUCAUGGGCUAACCACAUUGUGGGCUGUGUUCAAGCUGUUUGUGGAAAACCCUGCUAGCUUGAUAGCUACAAACUAGGCUAGUAGCUAGCUACACCAAACAACUUCAGACUUUUUUGGUUUGGUAGGAUCCCGGGACAGAUAGCAGUGGUCACAGCAACUGAGGCUAACCGCGUCGCGGGAUCUAAAAUCAAUAAGUAUAUAAACCAAACUUUCUGAGGAAACCCUGUCACAACUUUACAAAAACAACAAACCGAGCCCUCUCAACUGAGCUUUCUCAUCUAGUGUUCAGCAUGCAUUGCUCUCUGAUUUAUAGGUUUACAACAAAUCAUAAAAGGACAUAAAAACACGUUAAAGAUGCAUUGAAUGUCUCUUAUUAGCACUCUAAUUCGGCUCUUUUUUUUUUUUCUCUAUCUCUGCAGAAAAAGAAUCCCCUUCCCAAGACCUGUUCAAGGCUGUCCCCGGCAGCAAGCCGACCCCGGGCUCCACCAAGGCCAGGGAGCAGGACGGCAGCAGUGCGGAGUCUGGGGACUCUGAGAUAGAGCUGGUCUCUGAGGAGCCCCCCUUGCGGAGCCCCCCCAGCACCAAGUCCAGUAACAACCCCUUCGAGCAGCCUCCCAGCAGCAAGGGAGGUUUCAGACAGGCUGGCAACCCCUUCGACAACCCCCCCAGCACCAAGGGGCCCACAUCCUACAGCAUCCUUAGGGAGGAGAGGGAGGCUGAGCUGGACAGUGAGCUCUUCAUCGAGUCUGCCAAUGAGGAGAGCCCCAAGAGAGAGGGGUCCGGCACCAAACAGGGGGUCAACACACCUUCACCUCUGAUCCUCACUGCCGCAUCCCCCGCCCGCCCCGCCCCAGAGGUGGUCCCAGCCGAGCCUGUGACGAGCUCCAUGAUAAAAUCAUCCAAUGACAGGCACAAGAGCCCCAUAAAAAUGGAGGAGGAUUGCCCAACUAAGCCCAAGCCCCCCACAGCCACAGUGCCCCCGGAGGUGAGGUCUGAGAGGCCCUUCCUGGACGACAAGCACGUCACUGAGGGGAAGGGAGACCUGGCUAAACCUGCUGCGGCAGUCUUUAUGGAGGGCUUUGACAAACAGAAAGGUAAGUCCUGUAAUUCAUCAACUUGUCCUCGUCUGUUGAUUCAGAAUUUGUAUGUUAUUUCUGGAAUGAACCCUUAUAGCCUGCAUUCCAACAUACAAUCUGUAGUGAUAAACCGAACUAGUUACACUGUUAUCCCUCCUUGAAGCCAUGUUAUCUUCAUAACUUAUCUUUCCUUGUUGCAGUUGUGUUGCAUCUGCAUUAUAUCAUCACAACACUCCAGAAAUUGCUCAACCAGCUUAUGGAACAGGUAGUAUGGUAUCUGUUGGUGCAUUUGUUUGUCAGUGGAGGAUCCAAUGGCUGUUUGGUUGCCGUGUUUUAACACUAGUAACUGCACGUUUUUUACCAGGCUGUUGGUAUGACAAUGGAAUCCCUCUAAUACAGCAGGUUGUUAAUUUACUGUUUUUACUGCCCUGAGUGUGUGAUGCACCAGAAGAGAUAACAUGGAGGGUCAUGGUGCGUUGUUAUAUUGCCUGUGUUGACAAGGUCAGGAAUUGUGUUGCUGUGAGAAGGCUUGUUCCGUUCUCUCUGUGCUGUGGUGGGUGUGAGCAUCUUGGAUUAUGAGCUGCUGCAUGAUUUCAAGAUCUGCUUCCCUCUGGUGGUAGGCUACAGUUACAAAACAUAUCUGAGACCACCAUUUUUAUGAUGAUAAUCAACAAAGGAUGAGCUUCUAUCUAUUCUACAUCAUUGAAUAUAUCAUAACUAAUGCCUCACUCUCAUACAGUAUUUUUAGACAGCCUUGACUCUCUCUUCCAAAUCCCAAACAGACCAUCUGUUUCCUAACACCCAGUACCAUCAUCAUGUCAGGAAGUAACUCAGACAGACAUAUGAUCACAGAUCAAGACAGCCAGUUCGAGCCAGAGAUCUUUGUGUGUGUUAAGCUGGGCGUUUUGUGUUGCCACUUAUUUGUCUUUUUCUGUUUGCUUCUUUUUCAUCCUUCUUGUAAACAGUGGGUUUAUGUAACCCUGUGAUGUCAAAUCUGGAGCACACAAGCAUCGACUUAAGCAUAGGAGGAUUCACUUUAUGUGCGACUAGAUGCAGUGACAGAAAUAUCACAUUGGAGUGAUUAUUAUUCUAUCGUUCCUUAGCUGUCACAGGACAAUAUCCACCUGUGGUAUGUAACUGCCGCUCUUUAUUCCGAUGGGGAGAAUAAAGAGGAAUGAAAACACUGACGAUGUGCUUGAGGAAAAGCCGAAGCCCCCCUCCUCUCCUGGUGUUUACAAACAGAAACACACAGAAGGUUCUCGAAUUCCUAAAAGCAGGUCAAGCCAUUUGAUAAAGUUUAUAUUCCUCCACCACUAGGUGGUGGAGAGCACCAUAGACUAUAACAGAGGUCCGUAUGUAUGCUGGAGAGAGAAGACAAGCAGAGCAGACAUCAUGUACCACAGCCUGUGCAGCUCCACAGAAGUUGCCAUGGCAACACCUUCCUAGGGGGCGCAGACAGCACAGGCUCAUAUAAUUUUUAAGGUUGCAGCAAGCAGAGGGUGUGACGGGACGUCAACAGGGCUGUCUGUGCACAGACUGACUGUACCAAUGUCACUGAAAUAGAGGGAGUCAAUGUUUAUGACAUUAUAAAUCAUGAGGAUAUGGUUAUUCUCUAUCCAAGCCCACAGACACUGUUUAGACGUGAUACUGUCCGUUGCACACAGCUCGUUACAUGCCUCCAUGCAUCACUGUGAGUCCAUAGCGCUUUGUCAGGCCAUUUGCAUUGAUAAUGCAUCCUGGUGGAAAAACCUAAAGCACAAACUGAACCACAGCCUGAAGGCAGUAAACCUAAAAGAACAUUGAGGGCUAUACUGUAGGCUACGGUGUGAUGGUUAUAAAUUAUUGAAAAGACUAGCACGUAGACUGCUCAAUAAUUAGUGAGACGUAUUGAAAAUAGCUACAGUAUUUGCGUGAUAUUGACUGCAAACUUAAACAUUAUUUUAUGCAAAGCAUACAAAGGGCAGAGUUGACUAUUUGCCAGAUUAUUCAUUGGCAACGCUAGGUCCAUACCCCAGCAGUAGCCUAUAGAAUCCUCAGUCCUAACACAAAACAAUGUUUAUAAUGAUGAAUGUACACACACAUGCUGUGAGCCGUCUGUUGUGGGUCUGUGUUCUGUGUGUGUUUUUAUAUGUGUGUUAACGUGAAACGGUACGUUGGACCAGGGUGUGUCAUUGUUAUCACUCUCCUGGUCUGAGGGCUCUGCGGGGAGCUGUUUUCAUGGCGGAGUCUUUAGGCUCAAUGCUGUAAAAGAUGACGUCAGAUUCUUUACAUUGUAAUUUCAACCUGGCACCUUAUCUGGAAAUUAUCUUAUAUACAAUAUGGAUCAUGAUAAAACUAGCCUGGGGGGCGGGCUAGGAUAUAUGCCUAUUUCCGACUGAGCUUCAUCAAAGGGUAUGUUGGUUAACUCUUUCACUGCCAAUCCCCCCCGCCCACCGCCCUAGUCUGCUUUGAGAUUCAGGAUCAGCACGGGAACUUUUAUUGUGAAAUAGUGCUUACCUCCCCUUUCAAGAAAAAUACCCCCCCUCCCAAGGCACUAAAUCAUUGCAUGGAUGAUUUGCUGCAGUAGCGACUGUGGUGUGGUAUUUACAAUUCGAUCACCCCCCACACUCCCUCUCCUCCUUCCGUUCUCGCUAGCACUGCUCCACAGCAUCAGUCUGUGUGCUCCGCGAGCCGACCAGUACCUUGACAACCUUGCCUCCCUCCUUUCCUCCCUCCCUCUCGUCUCCGCAUCUCUCCCUCAUCUCAUCCUUCCAACCAUUCAUGCCAUUGUGGGAUUAGUGAGUGAGUCAGUGGCACAAGAAGAGGAAGAGCUAGCAGAAAACAGAGAAAUCUAAAAGAAAGGGAAAUCAGGGAGUGAACUGAUCAUCAGCAUGCAGUCCACUGCAGACGUUACCAAGAAGGAGUGCUCCUGGAGCAGCUGGAAAGGCCAGGGUACUGAUGUCUUUGCUGUGUUUGUGUGUAUCUCUGUCUGUGUGUUAGAAGUGUGUAUCUAGGCUGUGAGUGGUGAACUGAUGUGUGAGGAGCAUGUGUAUUUAUGCUGCUAGUGCAGAUCUAGUUUGUGUGUGUGUUUAUGACAGGGGGAUGUUGCAUGUAUGGUUGGGGUGGUAUCCAUGGUGUGUGUUAGUCGGGGCCUGGGUGAUCAGGCUGAGCUCUUUACCUUCACCGGGGGGGGGGGGUCACAACAGACACGCCCUGAUCAUGCUCUCUCUCUGGCGUGUGAGACAAAGGGCAAAGGCGGGUGUGUGGGUGUGAGACGUCGCUGUUUAUAAUGAUGAAUGUACACACACACACAUGCUGUGAGCUGUCUGUUGUGUGUCUGUGUUCUGUGUGUGUUUUAUAUGUGUGUUAACGUGAAACCAGGGUGUGUCAUUGUUAUCACUCUCCCAGUCUGAGGGCUCUGUGGGGGAGCUGUUUUCAUGGCGGAGUCUGUGAGCUGUUUUUGUGUGCGAGGCUGCCGGAGCAUCCGGAUAGCACUGACAGACUGUCUCCAUGGCAACCAGGGCACACCCAUCCUGAUUACAUCAGUCUCAUCCAUCGGCUGCCAGGGUACCUUGCAGCUACUGGGAGAGAAAGGCACAGCCUCUGUCUGCCUCUUUCUGGUGUGCAUUAGCAUCACCUCUGGGUUAGGAGGAGGACGGGGAGGGAAAAUGGUUUCCCUUCCUCCUCCCUGCCUUUCCAACUGGCUGUAAUUUUCUAUGGCAGCCAUGUUUAUUAUACUGUAUUGUGUGUAAGAGGGAGAUGGAGUUGGUUGGUCUGCCUUUUCCUUACCUGUGAAUGACAGUGGGUGAUUUUAAGAAUAUAUUUAGAAUGGAAAAUAGAAUAGAAUCUACCAAAUUGAAAUGUAAGACUAUAGCCUACAUUAUCUUCUAAAAAAAGAGAAGAUGCCACACAUGGGCCUGGUGAAACUAUAUUUUAAUUGAACAACAAUAAGUAGGUCCUUUUAUUCCGGCACUAGGAGUUGUGAGCAGAAUAGCUUGUGUUCAAUGAGCUUUCACUAUGGCCUGGAAUAUGGUUUUAGGCUGUGUUUAUGAAAAGGCCUAUGUCAUCAUCUGUCUGAUGGGGUUUGUUUAAAACUGAUUCACUCUACUUUAUUUGCCUCUUAAAAAUAAAAGUUCAUACAGUCAACACACCCAAGGGUGAAAUUGACCAUUUGGGUGUUCUUUAGUUUGAAUAAGCUGUUAAAGCAAAGUACUGUACAUACAGGCUUGUCUACAUGUUUACGCAUGCUGGCUUGGAGUAUGGUUUGAGGCGGUGUCGAUAACUUUAGUUGUCUAAUCGGGUCAGGCUCAAACUGGUUCACUCUGCUUCUACCCAAAAAUGUAGGCUAACCUGAAGAGUAAGAAAAUUGCAUCAGCUUGUUGAGUUCGAGUAUCAGAACCAGAAAUCAUACAGUGUUUGGCUGCGUGUCACGGUACUUCCUGUACAUUCUGGUUCCACUUCCUGUGUUCAUGAUGGCUGGGAGGGACAGUAAUAAUCCACAGGGUCUCUACAGACCAGAGAGCUUGACAGCAAACCUCACCCAUGAACCUAGGCCUACUACUAUUACUUUACUGUAUAGAGUACCAUCCACAUAUUAUCAUAAAAGAAAAGCAAAACCAGCCCUUAACCCAUUCAUGUCCUUGUACUAUAUCAAAAUGAGCCACUGAACAAAUUCUGUUUGGUGUUAAUGCAUGAAAUGUGGUGUCAACAUAGUACAAGUGUCUAGACAGGCCACAUUUUACGUUUUAAGAUUGUCAUUAUCUAUCAUACUUCCAGUGUCAAUCAAAGUUGGGAUUUUAAAAUGACUUUAGCAUUUGUAUUUUGAAAUACAUUUCAGAAUGAAAUUGUUUAAAAGCAGAUAAUAUUGUUAUUUGACCUGUUCUAUGCCCAAAUAUGCCAAAUAUAUGAUUCAACUCAUUGUCGUAUCAGCAACGUUUAGAAACCUGUUUACACCAUGUGCAUGACUGAUGCCUGCAUGUUUUACCGGCCCUUUGUCCUUUUGUGUUGAACAAUAAAGGGAGUGGCUGGGUGUGUGUCGGUGUAGACAUGGUACGUGUCCCUCAUUCCCCAGAUUCAGACAAAGCAAGUGAAUCUGUUUCCCAGGAAGUGCUUUCGCUCCCGCCCUCCAUCUCUCCCUUUCCUUGCUUCCCCCCUCCUCUCUCUCUGUGAGUGGAGGGGGAGAAAAUGGAGCACCGUAGCUAUGGUAACUGCAUCAGGCAGGCGCUCACCAGAUCCUCACAGAGCUGAAGCAUUUUAAUAGAGCAGUAUAUUUCAGGCAGCAUCUUUCAACCUCAGUAUACAGUGCUAAUAACACCCUCACUGACCUUGCAGAUCUGCUGCGACACCCACUCACAAGACGCUAUACUGCCAAUGAAGUCACAUGCUGCGGGCUAUUGAUAAGAGAAUAAGUAAAUGAUCGGAAAUAACUCCAUCUUCUUGCCUGGUGGAGGGAGAUACCCAUCCACCAUUUUGAAUCGGAUACAGUCUCUUUAUUUUUGUCCUUGCUUGGUAGUCUGUCAUUUGUCAGUGGGGCUGUGCUUUAAAACCAGGGUAUGAAAGAGCUCACUGAGAUGGUGUGUGUGUGUGUGCUGGAUCGCAGCUCAGCUCUCUGGCAACCGCUCCCCUUAACGCCCACCCUCCAAUCCUCCUGCCAAGACCAACGAUGAUUAGCCUGUGUGCUUGUGGCCCCUCCCCUCCCUGGGGGGGAGGGGGGGGGGGGUAGUCCCCCUUCAGUGCUCUCCUUUUGUCUGUGGAUAAAGCAGCUGCCUCUUUCCCUGUUCAGCCAUGGGAACCGCAGGUCAGUACACACACUUCUACCGCACUAGCUAAAGCUUUUCUCUCUUUGUGCAAUCUGUAGAUCAGAUCACAAGGUACAGUUGCUGCUGUUUGUCAAGUCUCUCUGGCAUUGCUGUCCUGCCUGUCUGUCUUACAGCUGCUUUGCUUGGUGCGUGUGUGAAUGUGUAUGUUUUUGUUAUUCAGCAUCUCCAUUAUAAGCAAUACUGUAGAUAAAUGGCAAAUCAUAGAGAGUGGGUUAGUGACUAGUGAUAUUGGUACUGGGUUUAAAGGGAGUGGCACUCAGUCAGAUAUAGAGAUAAUCCAGCCUGAUUUAUUAGAGUUAUUGAUUACAGGGACAGAGGUCAGCCAGUAUUGGUUAUUGAUAAGGGCAUCUCAGUCUUGAUGACUUGGGCAUAUGAUUAUGGGGAAAUGGCAGAAGCAGAACCUAGCAUUGAACCUGUCACCCACAAACAGAGAGGCGGUAAAACUAGUGUCUUUCAGCACCCUGUUUUAGAACGCCUUUUUUUCAUCCACAGAUGCCUAUGGUAGAAAAUAAAGAUGGCCGUCAUUUCUGUGCUGCUCACAGCUCCACAGCUAAAAUUAGUGCAGGCGGGCAAGCAGGCAGGCAGGAGGGCUUAGGGAGGAAGACACCCAGGGGAAACUGCAGCGUUUUACUCCUCUCUUGAACAGGAGCACAAACUCUCUGGAACUGACUUAUUCUCCUCGUAAAAAAGAGGGCUUGCAGGUGUCACAUCAACAGUUGAACAUUGAAAUACCGGAUUUAAACUGAGCCAUAGUCACUGGAUGUGGAAGAGUCAGCUCACUACUGUUGAUAAACCAGCCACUGUUCUCAUGGAAACAAGCCUGUGUUAACAGCCAACAUAGGAGAGGGCUGUAUGGGUCACUGGAGUUGAGCUGGAAUGGUACACUGACUCAGGCCUAAUCCAGGGGUGAUAAACCUGUGUAAUCUUUGUUGGGGGUUGAAAAUGUAUGCCCUAAAAAACAGAGAUAGCAGGACAUGACACCAGUCUUUUAAGACGUCAUUCAAUUGAAUGUAUAAAAUAGUAUAGAUUGAAAGAAAGCUUAUUUAGGUUACCAACUAGGCUAUAUCCCCUUUGGGUGUUUACUAGUGUGCCUUAUGAUGUAGCCUAGUUUGUUCAUUCUUAUGGUCCCAAAUGGGCCUCUCACCUGUUACUGUGAUCUAGUUCCUCUGGCCGUAGAGCUGUAAAAUGACCAGGUCACUAUCGGGAUCUAUUUCUGCCACUGGCUCCACAGGUCAAUGAUUAACCCAGCUCUGUGAAUGGCUAGUACAGUUGUGCUACUGGGGAACCAGGUUGUGUUAGGGUACUGCAGGGUCGCCUGUGUGUGUGACCAGGCCAGGUGCUGACCACUACUACUGAUAAUCACACGUAUCACUGGCAGAUAAAGUGCUACCACCGGUGUGCGGCAACAUGAAUUGUGUGACGCUUGUUCAACAAGUAAGAGUCAGCUCGCUGUUAUCGUUUGCAAAGGUCACUCUAUAUAUAGGGGAAAAGAAGCCGGACAGAAGCGUUUUCACUUUGACGCAUUCACACCUACGUUUAUGAAUCCACAGCUCAAUCAAACGCAAUAAAAAUAUAGGUUAGAGCAAAAUCCCACACGUCAGGGGUCUCUGAGGACUUCUGGUUGCUAUGGGCUUCCAGUUAUUUGACCUAAAUGCCUGGGACACACGGGAUUACCGCACUGUAAGUGAUAUCACAACGUAGACAGGAACACUGUAAAUUGAGCACUGUGAGGUCAUUCUAUCACUGUAAUGCUGAGGUGACCGAUGGUUGGAUCAUACUGUGUCAUGCUGGGGUGACCUUACGGUUAGGUCAUCAUACUGUCACUGUGUAAUACUGGGCCUAACCCUGGAUCCUAACCCUGCUCUCCUGUCUGUCCUUCCCCCAGCCAUUGACCUGCUCUACUGGAGGAAUGUGAAGCAGUCUGGAGCUGUGUUCGGCAGCGUGCUCCUGCUGCUCUUCUCUCUGACCCAGUUCAGUGUGGUCAGUGUGGGAGCCUACUUAGCCCUGGCUGCCCUCUCUGCCAGCAUCAGCUUCAGGAUCUACAAGUCUGUGCUUCAGGCUGUGCAGAAGACCGAUGAAGGACACCCAUUCAAGUGAGUGAGAGAUGAUAGAAGAUCAUAGAGAGGUUUACUCAGCACAAAAAAAGUCUGCCAUUUUACAUUCACUCACAGUUUUGCAAUGUCACUUUAGCCUGGACACCUAACAGUCUUUUGUACUUUUUCCCGACAGAACCUAUCUGGAAGUGGAGAUCUCUCUGUCCCAGGAUCAGAUUGGUAAUUAUGCUGACAAGGCUCUGCUCUACGCCAACACCUGUAUGAAGGAGCUCCGUAGGCUGUUCCUGGUCCAGGACCUCAUCGACUCACUGAAGGUCAGCCUCUCUCUCAUCUCUGGGCUUUUACAAGAAUUACAUGGACACUAACACCUUACCAACACUCUACUUUUUAAUGUCUGUAAUCUCACUACUAGUUCUACUGUCAAACAUCAUCAAUGGACACGUUAAACCUAAAACAUCUAAUUAUUUUAUACCUUCUGUCAAACAUCCGAUACACAUACCAUAAAUUGUUGGGGUGGGUUUGUUUGGUGAAGCAGUGCCAAGAGUUUUUACCCUGUGUUGCAGUUUGCUGUGCUGAUGUGGCUGCUGACCUAUGUGGGCGCUCUCUUCAAUGGCCUGACUCUGCUUAUUCUGGGUGAGGAUCCUCCUAUGACUAGCUACUGUGCUGUUCUACUCAGCUCUGCACCCCUUUACUGCCUAUUGCACACCAUGUUCAUCCUGACAUACAGCUCAUAUAUGAUCUCUUCUGUCUAACAUCAUUUUAUAACAAAACGUAAUAUAAUGCAUCAUAUUGAAACCUCUCCAUCUACAAGAUCACAGAGCCAGUCUGUAUGAGUUUUUACUAUAACCAGGGGAGUGGGUUGUAAUAAGCACGCAUCACAGUACCCCAUUGACAGUCAAUGAUUAACCCAACACAGAGAGAACACACGCUGUGGAGCAAAGCAACAUGACCUCCCGACAAGAUCAACUAACAGCCUGAUGUUUGCCUCAUCACAACAUAUGGUUCUUCAUGGAACCAGAAAGAGUUUUACUGCAAUCUGUAUCAAUUAAGUUCUGUAUAAUAGUGGAUAAUUCCCUUCUGCCCUUUUGAGCAAAAACAAUUGAUUUCAAUCCUAGAUUAAAGUUUAGUUGGCUUCACAUCCCAAAAAGAUCCAUGUGAUGAAAUUCCAACAUUACAUUUAUGAAUGGCUUUGUUCAAAGGAUUCAUUCACAACUGAAGACAAAACGUAUCUCAUAUGUGUUAUUUUUCUAUUUACCUAGUGUAGAUAAGUCUCUGAGCUGGGGUGGGGCUCUGUGGACACAAUUUGUGCAUAUUUGGGUAUAUUCCCAGGGGGACUCGAGGUCAAACUGCUUUAACAUGCGCGCUCUCCCUCUUCCCCUACAGCCGUGGUGUCCAUGUUUAGCAUGCCCAUUGUGUAUGAGAAACACCAGGUAAGAAUUUACCUUCACUCUCUAAAACACAUUUUUAACUCAAUUUUUGUUAAUUUUUAAUUUAAUCUAAAUUGUUUUCUGUCUCAGGCACAGAUUGACCAAUAUGUUGGACUAAUACGGACCCAAGUGAACUCCGUAGUGGGGAAGUAAGUAGUUAUGACCUUUUGUACUCCAGAAUGAACACUGUAGUUUCUGAAACAUCCACCUAAGAAAUAGAUUGUAAUGAUCAUCUUGAUACAAACUAGAAAAGGUUAAUGACUACACUGUGACAUAAAUCAGUACUGUAUCCGAGUUGACCUCAUGUUUUGUCACGACAGGAUCCAGGCGAAGAUCCCCGGGGCCAAGCGAAAGGAAGAGUAGACCUGAGUCUAGCUAACAGCCUCGUCAUUAUCUGUGGGGUAGUACUAUGUCAUCUAGGUGUUCUCUAAAACCAACCACUGGAGAAACCCUGACCCCAAAACUGUCUAGAACGGUUAACACACUAACACACAGUAAAUCACUCAUGUUCAAGAUCUUAUGUCUAGGUAGACAAGUACACAAUUCUGAACAACAAAAAAAGAACCAGCCUUUUUUUUAUUUUGUGUUACUUGUUAAGUGCAUGAAGUCAAGCCUUGAGUAAAUAUUUGAUAUCUUUUGUGCAGUUUUUUCAUGCUACGUUUUUUUGCUGUGCUUACAACAAGCUAAGAUUUGGCACAAAAAAAGAGAUAUGCCUACAGAAAUGCUCUGCUGCCAAUGUUAAAUACUGCUUAAUGUUUGAGUUAGCUGGUGGGCCUUCUCUCAGUAUAUGACAAUAUAUAUAAAUACAAUGAUUUCCUUUUGGUGUUUUCAAGCACAAAAUAAUUAGACAAUAUGCGUUUUAGAUGUGGUAAUUGUAGGGUUUUUGCUUUUGUAUAACUAUAAGGAACUAUACACAAGCUGGUGUUUUAAGUACCGUUGUUUGACUACUAUGAAGACGAGGAAUAUCUGAUGAUAUUUAACUUGUUUGAAUUAACUGUCCAACUAUACUCAAUGUAGUUCUUAGACCCUGGACUAACUAUUUGCACUUACAGUAUGUAUUUCAUUACAGAAUAAGAAAAAUAAAUGUUCCUUGAUGUAUUA
Coregonus sp. 'balchen' is the source of this 35003-nucleotide messenger RNA. NCBI's taxonomy places the organism in Eukaryota, Metazoa, Chordata, Actinopteri, Salmoniformes, Salmonidae. The record is from the annotation of a GenBank genome assembly.